AUGCUAAGAACUACUGUCAAGAAUUUGUAUUCCACGAUCGCGAAGGAAACAUUUCGCCAAUCAACAUUGUCUAAUGGUUUAAGAGUAGCAACAUCUAAUGAUCCAGGUCACUUUAGUGCCCUAGGAUUAUAUGUAGGUGCUGGUCCCCGUUUUGAGAACGGAAACCUAAGAGGUUCUACUCAUAUUCUUGACAGAUUGGCCUUUAAAUCAACAGAACAUAUCGACGGUAGAACAAUGACUGAAACUUUAGAAUUACUAGGUGGGAAUUAUCAAUGUACAUCUUCAAGAGAAACAAUGAUGUACCAAGCUUCCGUUUUCAAUCAAGACGUCCCAAAAAUGUUGGAACUAAUGACAGAAACAGUUAGAUAUCCAAACAUUACUCAGCAAGAAUUAGAUGAACAAAAAUUAACUACAGAAUAUGAAAUUGAUGAAAUAUGGACCAAACCAGAUUUAAUCCUUCCUGAACUGUUACAUACCACUGCAUACUCUGGUAAAACAUUAGGUGCACCAUUAUUAUGUCCUCGAGAAUUAAUACCUUCAAUUUCUAAAUAUUACCUGAACGAAUAUAGAAAUAAGUUUUACACUCCAGAAAAUACAGUAGCAUCAUUUGUAGGUGUCCCGCAUGAGAAAGCUGUCGAAUAUGCGUCAAAAUACUUGGGUGAUUGGGAAUCAACUAAUCCACCAAUGACUCAGGAAUCUGCCCAUUAUACUGGUGGUGAAACUUGUAUACCGCCUGCUCCAGUAUUCGGUAACUUACCUGAAUUAUAUUAUAUUCAAAUUGGGUAUGAGGGUCUUCCGAUCGAUCAUGAAGAUAUUUAUGCCCUUGCCACUUUACAAACUUUAUUAGGAGGAGGAGGUUCAUUCAGUGCAGGUGGCCCAGGGAAAGGGAUGUAUUCUAGAUUAUACACGCACGUAUUAAAUCAAUAUUAUUUUAUUGAAAAUUGUGUAUCAUUCAAUCAUUCUUAUUCUGAUUCAGGUAUAUUUGGUAUCUCUAUAGCUUGUUUACCAGAAGCAGCUAAACAAGCAACAGAAAUUAUUGCACAACAAUUAUACAGCACCUUUGCAAAUAAAAAUUUGAGAUUAUCUCAUGAUGAAGUAUCGAGAGCUAAGAAUCAAUUGAAGUCUUCUUUAUUAAUGAAUUUAGAAUCGAAACUAAUUGAAUUGGAAGAUAUGGGUAGACAAAUUCAACUACGUAAUCGUAAAGUACCAGUGGCUAAAAUGAUUGAAAAGAUUGAAAAAUUGACGCCUGAAGACAUUACUCGUGUAGCUAGAAUGAUUUUCACUGGUAAUGUUAAAAACCCAGGUAAUGGUACUGGGAGACCUACCAUCGUUAUGCAAGGUAAAAGAGAGGCCUUUGGUGACGUCCAACAAAUGUUAAAGCAUUAUGGUUUAGGUAAAUAA
Messenger RNA from Naumovozyma dairenensis CBS 421, 1401 nucleotides. It is a transcript of the gene MAS2, whose product is annotated as mitochondrial-processing protease subunit alpha. The record is from RefSeq and is a predicted model, not a curated record. Lineage: Eukaryota; Fungi; Ascomycota; Saccharomycetes; Saccharomycetales; Saccharomycetaceae. The transcript has a single exon. Bases 1 to 1401 code for a protein of 466 amino acids. Gene Ontology annotation, molecular function: metalloendopeptidase activity; metal ion binding. Gene Ontology annotation, cellular component: mitochondrion.